AUGGGCGGCAGAGCAGGAGUUUGCCUUCGAGGCGAUGAGGAAGGCACAGAUGAGGAAAUCGGAGAGCGCAGCCCGGUGACGCAGAAGAACUGCAGGGAUGGCCUGGCCAUGGGGAACCUGGCCUGGUCCAGCGCAGAGAUGCAGGGCUGGCGGGAGUCCAUGGAAGACGCACACCUGGCCAUAUCCUGUUUGCGCGAAGUCGUUGUGUCGCAGAACCAAGCGGCCAGCGUGGACAUGGGUUGGAACAUCGGCCUUUUCGGCGUCCUGGAUGGCCAUGGCGGCUUUCAGGUUGCUAAAUUCUGCGAACGACACUUGCCCGAAGCCAUCGCAUCGAGGCCGAGUGCGAAUAUGGGCGCUGCCAUGGCCGAGGCAUUCGUGGAGAUGGAUCAGCAGCUCAAGGGAGCAGAAGGAUUGAAGGAGCUGAGGAGGCUAUCCGCUCUUGCCAAGUCUAUCAGGAUUCGCCGACAAACUGCUGAAGGCAUGGGCACAACUGCAGUCGUGUGCUGUGUGGGCCCCACGACGCUGGUCGUGGCCAACGCUGGGGACAGUCGCGCGGUGCUCUGCCGCCGGGGCCAAGCUAUCGACCUCUCACAGGACCACAAGCCAGAUGUGCCGGAGGAGCGUGCACGGAUCGAGCACGCAGGUGGAUGGAUACAGCCUGGAUCAGUCUCCAGAGUGAAUGGAGACCUGAGCCUUUCCAGGGCCCUCGGGGACUUGGAGUACAAGCUCAACGACAAUCUCCCCCCCGAGGGGCAGAUAGUCAGCGCCGUGCCGGAGGUUUGCUCUGUCGCAAGGCAUCCUCAUGAUGAGUUCCUGCUGCUGGCUUGCGACGGAGUUUGGGACGUCCUGAGCAGCCAGCAGGCUGUGGACUUCGUGCGUGCUCAGCUGGGCGAUCGCAGUAGCUGGGCCACACGCUUGGCCAGCGGACAACUUCGCGGCUCUGAAAUUUUGGGGCGAUUGCUUGACCGCUGCUUGUCGCCCAACCUGGCGUCUACUGCUGGCCUCGGUGGCGACAACAUGACGGCGGUUCUGGUGCUGUUUCUUCCACAAUGGGGAGGCUGCGGCUACACUCCUCAUUGGUGCGCGAACCCACACCAAGUACAUCUCAGAGCACUCCGAUUGCUCGAGGCGAAUUAG
Molecule: messenger RNA, 1137 nt
Organism: Effrenium voratum
Lineage: Eukaryota; Dinophyceae; Suessiales; Symbiodiniaceae
Source: the annotation of a GenBank genome assembly